AGGUGUGCUGUGCUGUGAUUGGCUGGUGACCAGUCCAGGGUGCACCCCGUCUCUCACCCAAAGUCAGCUGGGAUAGGCUUCAGCUCACACGUGACCCUAAUGAGGACAAGCGGUAUAGAAAAUGGAUUUGGAAGAAAGUUUACAAAAAGGAAAGCUGAAAUUGUUGGAAAAUUUACACAAAAAACCCAUCAGAAAUGGAAAAAAACAGCUGUAAUUUUGGGAGAAUGAAGUCAAAAUAUUAACAGAAAAAAAUUGGAUUCUAACAAGAAAAAAACCUCUCAAUUUUACGAGAGUAAUAUUGUUACAAGAGUAAUAAUACGUGGAAAGAGUCAUUUUAGUAGCAAGUAGUAGGGAAUGGGUGGGGUAGGGGGUGCAUGCCAUUGUCUAAUUUUCACACUUGCCCAUGAUGUAAAACUCCAGCCAGAGUGGAGAUUUUCAAAAACUCAGACUGAGUGUUUGGUUUGUGUCGUAAGAAAUGUGCGACAUUGAUGUUUUUUAAACUUUAUUUAACAAGAAAACGACAUAAGUUAUUGACUUGCGGAUGUUUCCUGGGCUCCAUGUAAGCGUGCGCUGAUUUUAAAGAUAAUCCACACGUCAUGGUACAUCUAGUAUCUCCCUAUGUUGAUGAACGUUAUGUUGCACGACCAGUGAGGUGUGUUAAAGAAGCAGAGUUACAAUGCCAUCUACCAUCAAGUUACACAGACAGUCCCAUUAUAACGUGUAACGUAUAACGUGUUUGUGAGCAAGGACUUUUUUUUUUUAAAGAAUCCAUCUGUGGUGGUCCCAAUUUAUUUGUGACAGCCCGACUGAAUGCAUGGGAAACACUGAAUAAGUCACUGUCACUCAAGUAGUGUUGUGGUUGAAAAGCAGUUGUCUUAUCAGCCACACUCUUGCUGCAAAGUCACAUUUUAGACAAUCAUUGAUGCAAAACUGUUGAAUUCACUUUCACCUUUGUUACGGCAUUUCAUCCCGAGCCCGGUAGUUAACUAUACUUGUACCAGGCAGCUUGGAAGAGUUGUGAAAUGUUCCAGGCGUAAAAAAACCAAUAACAAAAAAAAACGCUGACACAAGCUUCCUGUCACAUGAUGGAGGAGGGGGAAUGACUUUAAGCGCGUGGAGAAAGCAGGGAGCAGUAACACGGAGGUAGGGUUGUCUUAUUUGACAGAAAUAUUAUAAUAAACUGAGAUUUAUCAUACUUCAGAUGGCUUUUAAAGCCUUUACACAAACGCAUGUGUAUGAGAGGCGAGCAGGCCUCAAGGAGAAAGGAAAAUCCAGCAUCCAGUGCCUGGAAUGCUUCGGGCAAAAUAUGUACAUCGGGACGAGGGAUGCUACAGUGCGGCACCUGCUUCUUCCGGCACGUAGCGACACAAGACCGCCUAGAGAGGGUAGGGUGAGGAAGUUGGGUUCCAGCAGCCCUGUAGUUCAAAUAAGGGCCAUCCCGCUUCUCAACCACCUGCUGAUCCUGUGGGAUGGCAGCAUCACGGCGCUCAACAUGUUCUCCCUGGAGCCCGUCCAGGCCUGGAGGAGGGUCCAACAUGUGUCUGCCUUUGAGGUGUGUGACUCUUCACUCAUAUCUCAGCCCCCGCGUGUGCAGGUGGCGGUCUCCUCCAGCCGCAAGAGGCCCAUCCGCAUCCUGGCGGUCGGUGUGGACGGGUGGGACGUCGUCAAGGAGGUCCCCCUGUUCCAGGAAGUGGUGGCCAUGGCGGUGGAUGGUGGGUGUUUGUGUGUGGCCACGAGUGACAAGUACCUCCUGUGCAAUAUGGCCACCGGGGGCACCGAGGAGCUUUUUCCACACAAUCACAGCCGGCAGGGAGCCAUUGUUGCCUCGAUAGGAUGCGGGGAAUUUCUCCUGAACGGGCCUGGAUCUUUAGGAAUGUUUGUGAUGAAGACAGGAGUAUGCCAGCGGCCUCCACUGCAGUGGCCCGAGGAAGUGCUGGCAGUGGCGGUGUGUUUCCCUUACAUCCUGAGCCUUCAACCUCGAGCGCUGUGCAUCUACAGCGCCUUGGAUCAGCAGCUCAAACAGACUCUUGUGAGUCUCAGCGGAGCACAGGCCCUGCACGCCACCGCAGAUGGCGCACUGGUGUGCACCGACAGGGACAUCUUCAUACUGCACUUGGUGCCCUUAGAAGAACAGAUACAGUCGCUGGUGGGACAGGAGAGGGUGGAGGAGGCCUUGACGCUGCUCAAUGGGCUGCAGAGCUUUCGUCCAUGUGACUCACACAAGGAGCUGCAUAAGGCCGUCACGUGCCGGGCCGGAUUUGUUCAUUUUUACCAGGAGGACUUCUCUGAGGCUGCUGAUCUGUUCAUCAAGGGUGAGCUGGACCCCCGAGAGGUCAUCCGUCUGUAUCCCAACAUGGAGUCUUGCCUCGGCGAGGACUUUGAAUGCGUGCACGGCCACCAAGACAAGGCCAGGUGUCUUCAUGCGUUGUGGUGUGGUGACACAAACAUGUUUCAUCGCUACCGAGCCUUCCUGGGAGACUUUCUCAGUGCAGUAAGAGGGACAGAGCACGGGCUGCUAUGCGGAAAAGAGGUGGAUUGCGCCCUCUUGAGGUUGUACGUUGAACAGGAGGACACUGAGCGCUUGGAGCGUCUUAUGGCAUCCCCCAAUGCAUGCAGCUUGGCUCACUGUGUGCCACUUCUGGAGCAAAACAGCAGAUAUUUUGCUUUAGGCUUACUCUAUUUAAGCCAUGGACUGCAAAUGGAUGCAAUAAAGACAUGGGUACAGAUAGCAGACGGGGUCCUCAAAGACCCAUCGCACUCGGCUCCAGACGUCUAUGGACAGAUCGUGCGUAGCCUCAGCCAGAUGAAGGACAAAGAUACCGUAUGGACGUUUGCAGACUGGGCCUUGCAAAGAAACCAGGAGAUAGGUGUUCAGGUAUUCACCCAAUGCCCUCAGGAGGACUGUUUAGAGACACAGCAUGUCCUCACUCUCCUGAGGACGUACCCUCUGGCACUGGUCUUGUAUCUGGAGUUCCUAAUUGAGCACUUGAAGGAGCGGCGCCAUCACACUUCCCUGGCUAUGGCCUACGUGACGCUCAUACUGCAGCAGGGAGAGGAAAUGAAGUCAUUCCGAGAGGACACCAGGGGAAAGUUGCAGAGGCUGCUGUGGGAUUCUGACUUUGUAGAUGUCACGGCUGUAUACGAAAGAGUCAAAACCACAACAUUGCAUUUGGAGAAAGCCAUUCUCCUGGGGAGAACCGGUGAACACCUCCAGGCCUUGCAGCUUCUUGUCCACCACACGGGAGACCCCCAGCUAGCCGAGGCCUACUGCCACCAGGCCGCACAGGUCCAGGACUCUCAGUCCAGGAAGGCCUUGCUUAUCAACCUGCUUCAAAUCUACCUGAGCUCUGAGGAACUCACCAACGCCGCUGUGGAUCUCCUCAACAACAACCCUCAGGCCUUGGCGGCGGAGAUUCUCCAUUUCCUGCCAGAAUCCUGGUCCGUCGGACUCGUCUCCCGGUUCCUCAUUGGAUCCCUCAGGGAGACGUUCCACCGGGGGAGGAUGGUGAAGGUGCAAAAAGCUUUGGCCCAGGCAGAGCUGUUGAGGCACAAAGUCACAUGGAUGCAGGCGUCAAGAACAAAGUUCAGCGUGGUCAAGGGGCAGGUGUGUGUCAUUUGCCAAACGGACCUAGCACAGUCACGCUUUGCCGUGAACCUUUAUGGUGAGCCUAUGCACAGCAGCUGCAUUUAAAGAUGCAUUUUAAGUAGCAUUUCUGUGGACUGAAGCAUUUUAGGGCGUUUCCUGGGGAUUUUAUUGCACGGCGGACCAGAUCAAAUGCUCGCCUGUAAGGCCCAUGAUCCACAGGUUGUCCACGCCGGAUCUAAAGCAUGACAGGGAGUCACUCACCAAGCUCAGGCGCAUGCAUAGUGUAAAUAAAGGGUUUCAAAAUGCCAAAAAAAAGCAAACAUUGCACUUUUCUUAAAGGGCGUCACAUUUGUGCACAUUCUAGUGACCUCAUUUUUGGCCAUAAAGUGCAACGUAAAGGAUGCUGGAGGGUGUACAGUCAUCAAUUAGACAGUGGCAUUCAACCACCGGUGGUCAAACUGAAGACCAAAGCACCAUUACUGUGGCACAUCAUAGGUUUCCACCACUGCACCUUGUUUACUCACUGUGUGCAUUAAUGUGCAUUUAUGGCAAAAAGGGACAUCACAAUUACAGGUUUUAAAAAAGGAGAGUAAUGUAAACAGGCUGCAGAGCUAAUUUUAUGAGCUAGCAAAUUGUAUGUCUUGUACGCACGGGAAGUGAAGUCAGUCAGCUUUUUAACAGUGGUUCUCCCGGUUUCUCCGAAAUGUUAGUGAAGACACAUAUCAUUAAGUUAGACAACACUGGACCUGGGAUAUAUUUGUCUAUUUCUGUCAUCAAUGAGUCCUCAACCCAUCCUGGAGCCAAGCUUGUAGUUACGCUGAUGGCAGCCGGACUUUCUAACUACAUUGAUACCGAUGCCGGGCUCUGUAGCUCAGAGCUAGUGGCAAAAUUCAGCAUAGACAAUUAGUGAAUUAUGACAGAGCCUGAGGACUUUGCUCUUUCUUCCCUAUUGAGGCCGCGUGGCAGCGCUCCAUUGUUGUCACUGAGUCAGAGGGAGGGUUCCCUAAAAGGCCUUUAGGCUCCAAUAAAACUACACUUUGACUGGUGGCUUUCUCCUUCUGGCAUGUGUCAUGGGAAUAAUAACAUUAUCUCUUUAUGUAUUUUGUGCAUCCAGCCAAUUUUAAAAUCCAUCUUUUGAUAAUGCUAGAAAGGGAAGAACUAUUUUUAAAUUAUAUUUAAUUAUGGAACAUUAUAUUACAAUGUCAUAUUACCAUAUUGACCGGACUAUUAGACAAUCCCUUUUUUUCAAGUCCUGUUUUUGGGGAAAAAAACAUGUUUUAAGACAAAAUCAAGGAGGCAAAAAAAGACUAAAUCUUUUUUUUUAAUCAUAUUUUUAAUAUCAGUCAAAUCACUGAUGUGUGUGAGUGACAGCAAGAAAGGCUCUAACUCGCCUGGGGAGAAGGUGCUUGGCGCUUGUUGGUUUGCACGUAUAAAACUCUAGAACCCGAAUGUAAGACGACAGGUCUUUUUCAGACUUUUUUCUAGGGAAAAAAUAAGUACAUGCAGUCUUAUAUUUGGAUCAAUACGGUAUAUUAUAUUAUAUCACACUACUAUAAAAACAGCGCUUGUUUUUUUCUUUCAGAUUUAGCGCUACCUGUUCGCCUUUACUCUAUGCCGCUUAUUCUCACCAGGGUCAUUCCUAACCCACAUCAUGUGACUUUUCAACACAAAAGCGGGGGAGUGGUAAAAACACAUCCAGGACUAACCGUAUUCACUUAUUAUGUAUUAUUAUUAUUUAUUAUGUACUACCGAAAUUGAAGUGAUCUGUAUUUGACAGAUUUAUUUAUUCUUACUCUAACUACUCUAACUCUCUUAACUCUUAAUUUUAAAGUGAUUACCUUUAUUAGGACGCUUUUGCAGAGCUGCUGGAAACGUGAAUUUCUCUUGGAGAUAUAGUAUCUAUCUAUCCAUCCAUCCAUCUACCUAUAAGCUCAAUGUGGGCUCACUAUUUGGCAAGCAAGUGGAAGUCAUUCUAAAGUGUUAACAAGCUUAUUAAUAGCAACUGCAUAAGCAACUGGUGUCCCAAUACUUUUGAUCAUCUGGUGUAUGUUCCCAAGCAGUGGCGAGCCAUCAUUUUCACCUUCAAAUGAACUUUGCUGUUGCUGCUUUCUUCACAUGAAAGGCAUCCAAUGUUCACAGAAUAAGAUGGUGACUUGACACGUGAGGUGGCAGUGGAUUCAGUUCUGUCCAAACCUAUAAAUAUCCCACAGCGCAAGAACAUUUCCGUUGUGUGCUUUUCUAAAUUUAAAAGAAAUAUGUCUGGGCUGUGGCCUAUAACUGUUUACAUCUUGUAGACAAAAAAUGUAUUUGAUAUCUUGGAAACCUCAACGCUUUUUAAAUGGUUCAAAAGCGAUUGUUUAUCACCUUUGAUGCUGAAUAAUUAUACCUUUCAGUAGUUUAUGUUUUUUUUAUUGCCAUAUUGGUACUUAAUUACAAAGGAACCAGCAGGGCUAUUGCCAUAGAAAAUGCCAAAAUAGAAUCUAUUCAUUUGGAUUGAAGGGAAGGAACAUUGUUGUUAGUUUGUCCAAAAAUAUUACAUGGGCCUUUUUGAAGAAAAAUACUUGAAAUGGCAAUGAUCAGCCACAAUCUCCAUUCUUUUUUCUGAAAACACAAAUACAGUGGAACCUUGGUUAGCGUCGUUAAUUUGUUCCAGAAGGUCCCACUCUAACAGAAAUACCUGAAGACCUUUUUCCCAUAAGAAAUAAUGUAAAUCCAAUUAAUCCACUCCAGAAAGCCAAAAAUGUUAACAUAUUAGUAUAUAGUUUUACAAUUAUAGUUUUACAUGCAGUAAACAAUUCCAUACGCAUAUAAAAAUGCAUACAAAUGAUGAAUGAACAUGGACAUUUCAGGGUACUUUUACUUUCAUUAAAAACGUGACUCUUGAUUUGACUCUUCCACUUGAGUGUGGAAAAUAAUGGAAUAAUGGAAUAUUUUGGUAGUUUGAGCAUAGAAAACCUGUUUACAACAUUAUUAGAGCCCUCCAGACAUGAAAUAACACCCCUAUAGUAUUACCCAUAAUAAAUGAUUUUGCUCCCAUUUUUCAUGAGCUGAACUCAAAGAUUUAAAAGUUUUCGUAUGUAUCCAAAAGGCCUAUCUCUCUCAAUUAUUGUUCACAAAUAUGUCUAAAUUUGUGUUAGUGAACAUUCAUGAUUCAUGAUUCAUAAUCUAUCCACCUCACAUGUGACAUAUCAAGAUGCUGAAAAAACAGCAUGAUUUUAUGAUUAUGAUUAUGAUUGUGACCAGCAUCCGGGCGAGGGAAAAGUAAGUCCAUUUAUCUUGCUCAUCAUUAGGUUCUAUUUGAGCUACGCUUUUUCUGAUGCCUCACCUAGGAAGUGUUUGUCAUGGGUAGCACUACCAGGGGCACAAUAGCCCCCGACAACGUAGCUCCUAGGAUCAUCGGGACACGCAAACUCCUCCACCACGAUAAGGUGGUUGCCCAGAGAGGAGAUCAUUUGUCAUUUUAGUUUUUAAUAUCCCAUUAGUGGCAAAUCACUAAUGUUGCAUUUAUAUUAAACAAACUUUUUUUUAGCUAUUUAUUUGCUCCACACACAGCCUGAGGACGCCUGUUGCAGGUACCUCCAUGAAAGAUGCCCGCUGGGGUUGAGGAGGGGAAAAACAUGACCACACAGUCCCUCUCUGUGCACCACAGUUCCAUCUAAAGCCACAAAUUACCGUACGGCGUUCCCUCGUGACGCAUUUUCUAGUCGCUUAGCGGUUGCUGAGAGACAAGGAGGAUCUCGAUUUGACGACCCUUUGGCAGCAAUAAUGGUUAGGUAGCAGAAACCCUUGAAUGAUUUUCACAUCGCCCGCAAAAACAAAUUCUAUAGAUACAGUGGCGUCAGUAUGGGAAGAAAUAGCCAAAGAGGAUGAUCAAACACAUCUUUUUAUAACUCUCAACAUAGGCUACUUCCUAUGAGGGGUUUGGCAGCAUGCCCAUGGGAGAGUGUUGGGUGUCCCACUCGAGGCGCCCAGGGACCCAGUCCGAAACCACAUGAGACUUCCAUUCUGGUCUUGUGCAUGUAUGCAUGCAGAUGUGGGCCCCACACAUUAGCUUGAUACUAUUAUGUAUCCUCACAGUACAGGUAUAACACGGGGCACUGUAAAAUACAGCUGUAAUAGAUCACACCAUGUUUGGAUGCCAUUACUUUUAUCUCUGGUUAUCUGGUUAAAAUUAUUUGUUUUCAUUUAGUACUGUAAAUUAUAUUUUUCAGGUAAAGUGGUUGUGACGCCAUAAAUACUAUUCCUAAACAAAUUAAGUAGUAUUAGUUUAAUGAACUGUGCCCUGUGCACAACUAAUAAGCACAAUUUUAUAUGAUAAAUUUUGCUCUGAGGUCUUUCUGGCACACUUGAACGUGUUUAUACCACUUCUUAUUUCGCUAAUAGGCCCAAAAAAAGGUCCAGCUGAGGUCACUCACCUGCUUUUUGACAAUACAGGCUUCUCAUGGUCCAGUCUAUCACCCGGAACCAAUGACGUUCUGGGAAUGGAACCAAGCAGAACUGCUGACUAAGUCAAAAGUUGGAAUGGGGGGGCAAAUGAGUGGCAACUCAACACUAAUACUAAGUGUUUCAUUUUGUGUGUGUGUGUGUGUGUGUG
This is a messenger RNA of Dunckerocampus dactyliophorus (ringed pipefish), 8180 nucleotides long. RefSeq names its product transforming growth factor-beta receptor-associated protein 1. Gene Ontology annotation, biological process: autophagy; endosomal vesicle fusion; vesicle-mediated transport. The record is from RefSeq and is a predicted model, not a curated record. Gene Ontology annotation, cellular component: cytoplasm; membrane. The coding region runs from base 1202 to 3691 and encodes 829 amino acids. The transcript has 11 exons. NCBI's taxonomy places the organism in Eukaryota, Metazoa, Chordata, Actinopteri, Syngnathiformes, Syngnathidae.